Molecule: messenger RNA, 1242 nt
Organism: Myodes glareolus (Bank vole)
Lineage: Eukaryota; Metazoa; Chordata; Mammalia; Rodentia; Cricetidae
Source: RefSeq, a predicted model, not a curated record
UUGAUUCCCAGCACCCACGUGGUGCCUGACAACUAUCAGUAACGCCUGUCCUAAGAUCCAGUGCCCUCUUCAAGAAGACAUACUUGCAGGCAAAACAGCUCUACCUAUAAAAUAAAUACAUUUAAGGUAAAUAAAUAAAAAAUGUUUCUUUGAAAUAGCAAAAGCCACAUAAGCAUUCAUUAAAUAACAUACAAAUAAGUCCACUUGAGAAAACAGUAAACAAGGAGUUAGGAAAUCCACCAUCACAACUCUUUAUUUAUAAGGCUUUAAUCCAGAUGCCCUUGUCUCCUACCUAGACUGCCAUGCCCAGUGUCUCAGGGAGUAAACAGAAUAAAGCUCCUGUCUCUCCUCUUUGGCUUCUCCCCUCCCUUGGAAGGCCCAUAAUCUCCCAGCAUGUCAGCGUUCUUUUCUCAGCAGUGAUUAAGGAGUCCUCUACAAAGAGGAUUAAAGCAUAGUCUGUGCAGGGCACUGGGCAGGGUUACUUGACCUGGAACCCAAGCACUCUGCAUUUUUAGAGUCACUAGCAUGGCUCUCAUGCCAGGAAGUAGCAAGGAUGGACCUUGGUCUGGAGAUAGCCCAGAUUCUUCAUGCUAUGCGGAAAGUCCCCGGUUGAUGAAUCCUCUCUCAAGGAACAGAGAGAAGACUGGCAGAUGUGAAGGUCAGCAGGAUGCUCAGGUGUCUCCAAAGCCCCGCCUGCCCUCUAUUGUGGUAGAGGUCUCAGAGGAGAACAAGGAAGACCAGGAGGAUAGCCAGUGGCCACAUGAGGAGUUGCUGCUGCUCACUGAUGGUGAAGAGGAGGAAGCAGAAGCCUUUUUCCAGGAACAAAGUGAAGAGCCAGGUUGGGCUUGGAUCCCACAGGAUCCCACAUCUCCUUUAAGAACGUUUAACCCUGGUCUUGCCUGGGAGCAUGAACAAGAGGAUGGCUCCUGGGUCACUGAGGACAUAGAGCGUCAAGAAACUCCCAACCCCUGUCCUCUUUGGGACCCAACAGAGUCCUGCAUGUACAGAACCCGAUUUGUGGAAUAUUCCCAUUUCCCACCUCCCAGUACCUUUGGGGGUAAGUAUUGUUCUUUCUCCCUUCAUUUCGUUUCUGUGUUUUCAACACAAUAGACGGAGGUGGAUCUGAGUUCAAGAACAACCUGUUCUACAGAGUGAGUUUAUGGGCAGCCAGGGCUUUUAGACAGAGAAACCCAGUAUCGGAAAACUAAACGUUAGGGCUACCAGAUUACAGUUAUCUGUCUU